AGGAGCGAGUUAAAGAAGUCAUUAGAAUUUGCCAUUGGUCGCACCACUUCUUCUACACCAAGGGUGUGGUCAGUCUUUUGGUCCUGUCAUCAGCGGUUCUUCAAACAGCUCUGGUGAGUAUUUAAUCCCAUCUCUGGUCCUUUAGGGGCGGAUAUUACAACAAAGUUUAAACGUUAUUUAACAAAAACCGUUCUAACGCUCAUACCUUGUCAUCGUUUGCUGUUCACAUCAACAAGAAGGUGACAGCCUAAAUUAGAAAACCAUUUAUCUACUUAAAAUCAAUACCCUACAAACGAAUAAGGAGGCGCUCUGAUUUUUAGACCUCGUUUAAAUAGUCGACCUUAAGUUUCACCUUAACAUUUUUGCCUUUUUAUUUCCAGUAAUGUUGUCCUUGAUGCUAGUUCAUCGGCCUAUUUAAAGUUAUACGUAAGACUAAAUCGGUAUCGUCUCCAAUGGUACUGUGGGACUGUUUGCAGACGCUGUCGCCUUUUUAUUGGAUAUUACGAGGUUACGAGGGAAACUGGGUCAAAAUUCAUCCCCAAAACAGUCCCAUAGUGCAGUUCGACUCAACACCGACCCAUGUCCAAGCGAGUUUGAGUACAAAACCUAAAAAAAAGUAAACGAAUUUCAUUUGUAUAAGAAUUAAAAAAAAUCAUUUUUAUAUCAAUGGCUUCGCACUUAGCCUCUCUUUGAAAUAGAGGCUUGAGGCAACUCGGAAAUGGCUAUAUUCGUGGGCCGCUUGGGAGCUCUUGGAACAGCUACCAGGAUUGCGUGAGAAAUUAAUGAGAAAGCAACGGAAACAAACCCUAACCCUGAAAUAGUAGAGCUACGUACCUGGUAGAGCGAAUGAAAUUAUAGUUUUUGAACGGCUUCGUGACAGUGGCAAUGUAACGUAAUCCAAGACAGUCUUUGAUUCUGGAUUGCACGCUGUGGAUUCCGGAUUUGUUAUCACUGGAACUUGGAUUUGGGAUUUCCAAUCGUUAGCGGGAUUACGGAUUCCAAAGUCCAGGAUUCCGGUUAUCACACGAAAAUUUUUCCUGGAUUCCGAAAUCCGGAUUACCUGAUCCUGGGCGGAUCAUUAUACGUUUCUGGGAAACUGCCCACUUACUCCUCCCUUAAGCUAACAUUUUGCCCUAAGUGAGAAGUAAGUGUUGAUGUUGGCGUAGGGGAGGGGUAUGUGGGCAGUUUCCCAGAAACGUAUAAUAAUCACAUGGGACAAUUUUGCCAGUAUCAUAUUCCACUUUAAGCGCCAGGAGGCAUUUUUACUUUGUAACCUUGCUUAUAUUGGGUCUGGUAACAGAUAAGAUGUAUAUGAAUAUUUGUACAGCAUGAGUAUGAAAGUUUCUACCAUAGUGGAAGAAGCCCAGCAAGCAUUGCAGGCAGGAUAUUGUGUGGUCAUUGGUCUCCAGUCCACUGGAGAGGUUUGUUUUCUCUUUCUGUCCAAUUUUUUUUCGUAUCCACUCAAAAAGGGUUACAGUUUCUGAUAACAUAAAAAUUUCUUUAUUUCAAUGUCAGCCAGUGUUUAAAAAGUAAUGUUUGAGACACUGAGAACUUCUUGCAAAGUUAGUAGAAAGUACGUACCAAAUAAUUGUUCGCCCCUCACACUGUAUAGAGAGUUUCACAUAACAUUGUAGGUUCUAUUAGGGGAUGCACUUGAUGUAAGGCUAUCGCUGCAAGUAUUUUAUGACCCUUAAGGACGUAUGUACGGUCUACGCGGUAUUUAUGUUUGACAAAACAAAAAAAUGGUUGGAUUCUAUCGAGAACGCACAAUUCGUUUAUAAAGAAUUCCUGCAAAUUGCUGGAUUUGGCCGCUGGAUGUAUAAUGGCCAUCGUAUUUUCCCUGCAAUAAUGUUAUUUCGUUGGUCCAGCAAUUCACCUGUCAAGGCGGAUUUUGUUCAUCUGGAAAGUGAUAGGCUACAGCAAGACUAUCAAUUUUGUCCAGAAGGCAUGAUCGACCACAGGUCACUAGAUUUCGUAGGUCAUGGGCCAUUUUUGAUAAUUUUACUCAGGUAUUGUUCAAUGACCGACGGUUAUUUACUUACUACUUAUAAACCGAGAGUGAGGUCGUUACAGCGAAGUCCCAGACCAAGGCCUUGUUUAUUGACCGAGCGAUAGCACAACAGAACCAUUUUUAAAUACUUUUUUAACUUAGAUAUAUGACCCUUCGAAUUGAACUCCAGAAAAAUUCACCAACAUUUGACAAAUUCAACGACAUGGAAUAACAGCGAGGAAUUUUGAAACAGCAUGAAUUCCCUUUUUAGGAGACGUUUUUGUUACUGUUGUUGUCGUCGUUGCUUAAACUCCCCAAUGAUCAUGAGAAAGUAGUUACUUGAAUAGAGUUUGGCUUAAGUCAUUGUUUUAUUUGUCAGGCAAGUUUGGAAAGUGAAAUAUCACGGUGUGGUGGAGUACUGAAUGGCUUUGUCUCAAGUACAGAAGAAAUCAUUAGCAGGUUUCUCACGCAGUAUUUUCCAACUGAGAUAAUCAAAUCGGUGAGUAAUUCUGAACAACCCUUCUUAGCUGGUGAGAUUUAACUCACGCGAGUGCUUAAUUUCACGAGCGCUUUUGUUCUGGCUUUGAAGAUCAAAGAUGACUGAGGAUAAGUCAAGUUGACACCUCUCUUUCAGGUCCGUUCACUAAGAUUUUAAGUUGCCGGGCAUAAUUUUUAUGCAAAGUUUCGACGGAAAGUUUUACAGCUGGGAAGUUCUUUAUGUUCAUUUUUCCUUCUAUUUCCUAUGUAAGUAGCCGGGGGCCCUACUCAAAGUUUCCAGGAGAAAUUCCCUGUCCCGGACCCCUUAAUUACAUCCCUGCUCUUUCCCCUUGCGACUUCGGCGCCGCUGAAAAGCACUCCUGCGCUCUCAUUCCACCAGCUUUGCAGGUCAAUCUCAAGGAUGGUACAUCACACAACGAAUGGAUAAUUUUGAAAAUCCACUCUAUACUCAAUAUCACUUAAAUGUAAUACACUUUCUGUAACCUUCAAAGCAGGCGUAUUUUGCAGGGUGACUGUUCUCCCGCCAUCUGGGAUAUUGAAACUGACAGACAGUUCAGUCACCUGUUCAGUUGGCGUCAGUGAAAAAAUGAUUCAAGAUGGCGGACGCGAUCAAUAUACAUUUGUACCUCUAGGCUUUAGUUAAAAAAAUGUUUGCUCUACUGGCCACACUUUCUGCCUUCCACAUUUUCAAAGAUUUGAUGGUACUUCUUCUGUUAUGGUUCAUAAGCCACGGAAGUCCAGUCCAGCAGUCUUGUUUACUCACUUUCCCGACCUUACGUUUGUUUCGGAUAAUGUGAAGUUAAGUAAAUUUUUUUUUAAAAGAGAGAAAUCAAGGCUAUUAUUUUCUUUGUGUAGAAUGGCGAUGUUGUUGAAGAUCAGUGGAGUGUUCAGGCUAAAAAUCUGCUUCAAGGUUUUGUCAAGAAAAUUAAUCUCCCAUUCAGGUUUGUAUCAAUGUUCUAUUCUUUAAAACCUUUUUAAAGAGCCUGUCUAACUAGGAUGAGCUUUUGCUGUUUUAGGUCAAUGCUGUGCAAGAGUCCCUAAUUAGUACCUUAACCUAAAUACAAUUAAUGGAAUUAUACAGAAGAUAUCAAACAAAUUUUUAAUCAUGGAGCACUAACCACUAUUUUUUUGGUGAUUGUUACAGGCAUAGCAUUAAAACUUGAACAACUUGGUACAACGUUUUCAAGUUUAAAUCCAUGUCCAUUCUUGCCAUCCGUUGCAACAGACGACAGAAACCAGUUUCAGUGCUAAAAAUAUUCUUAAAUAACAAAUCUGCCGCAUUAUUUUUGGGAUUAAUCCUGGCUGGCGAUGGAAAGGAUCCCGUUAUGGACUACCAUACACUGUCUCACUCCACCCAGGUGUAUAAAUAUGGGCACCAAAAGAUUUAAUCCUGGGUGGAGGUGGAAGGGAUCCUGUUGUGGACUACGAUACUCUGUCACACUCCUCCCAGGUGUGUAAAUUUGGAUACCAACAGAUUUAAUCCUGGGUGAAGGUGGGAGGGAUCCUGUUAUUGAUUACUAUCCCGUCCAAGGAGGAGCAAAAAUAUUCCUAGUCGCUUCAUGCAAUGGAGAUCGGAAUGUGCUACGGCCAAAUGGGCUACCUGGCUCGAACGCAGACUUUACCUUCAUACCUUUUUGAAACAUAUUUUUGUCUCUAGUCCUCUUGAUGACCUUAUAAACCAGCUCGGAGGACCAGGAAAAGUAGCAGAAAUGACAGGCAGGUGUGGUCGCGUGGUAAAAACUGACAAGCAGCCUCAACCUCAUUACGAGGCUCGAGAAUCAGACGGCAGCAAUGUGGAUAGUUUGAAUAUUCAAGAGGUGAGCAAAGUAAUCAGAACUAAAUCUUGCGCCGUGUUCUGAAUAAAAUGGUAGAAAAUGCGAUUUACAGUCGGUAAUUACAGUCAUCAGCACAGACGUCAUCCUCGGCCAAGACCCUGGAGCAGGCAGCCAGGUCGAAAACUUUCGUCGCACGACUCGUCGCACCGUUUCUGCCGACCUGACUGACUGCCCCUGGGUCUCCGAGGAUGAACUCUGCCUUUGUCCCUUACAUCUAAAAACAGGACUGUCGUUUCAGCGCGAGAAAGACAGCCUAGUGCUUGCGUUUGUUAGUUGUACCUGGGAUUACAAGUUUUCAAGUGUAGUCCAACCUUAAAGUCUUACUCUAAAUCUGAACUCUUAUGCCUUAAAUUCAGGUAACAAUCCGGUUUCGGAUCUUCGUUUCAUUCCCCAGUAUUUUUCGCUUUCGCUAUGACAACUAAGUCGGCAUAAAGCAAUUGCUUGAAGCUCAAGAACUGCCUGUUUAAAUACCACAGUUUUUAGAGAGUUGUUUGAGUAUAUCUGAACAUUCAACGUUGUUUUUUUGAUUGCAUUGUAUCACAGAGGAACAGUUUUAUGAAUGGAACAAAACUUGUUGCCAUCAUAUCUGAUGCCGCCAGCACUGGUAGGUUCCCUUUGUAUCUUGAUUCGUUUGAAGUUACCUGGAUUAAACAUUGCACUUUUUAAAUUCUUUUAAUACUUGAAAUUUGAGGCAACCUUGAAGUUAUUUUCACACAAAGAAUCGCUGGCUCAGUGUCUGUUAGCGUUCAAUUGAGUUGCCAUUACUUGGAAUUUCGUGUAGAGACUCGAAAUUUAGAGUGAUGUUUCUUGACUUAAAGUGCUACUCAAGCAGGAAUAAAAGGUUUUCCUCGGGUAAAAGGAACCGCAAUAAAUAACGUGUAUAAGUGACAAGACAAGACGAUAAUUUACUUGGGGUCGUAUACCACCUGGUACAUCGACUGUUUUCCAAAUGAUUUAAUAUUACAAUAUUCUAAAUAAAAUAAUUUGUAAUAGACUCAUUGAAUUACACAGGUAUCUCGUUACACGCGGAUCUCCGAGCAGCCAAUCAGUGCCGCCGUGUUCAUGUGACCAUUGAGCUGCCUUGGAGUGCUGACAAAGCUGUUCAGCAACUGGGAAGAUCACACCGGUCAAACCAGACAAGGUACAUGCACUGCCCAAACACAAACGUUCCUAUCCCUUUGAUAUAAGCUAUUUCCUAAAGAAGAAGGAAAUGGUUGCGCGCUGCACGUUUACCAUUUUUAAUUGUACCUCCGCUUGAUUAGCCUUGUUGGAAGGGUAGCGUUCUGCCAAGCAGGUUUAAACCCGCCGUUUAAACCCAACACCAACCAGGGUCUUCAAAAACUGAUCAUAUCAUGCUGCCUGUUAUCUAAGAUCUUGUCUCAGUCCAGAUGAUCUGAUAGUCACGUCAGUGGGCGGUGAUGUUAAUCCAUUGGCCUUGUCUUAUUCAUCCUUUCUUAACAAUUCGAAGGGGACGUAAAAAGAACCCACACUGCUGUUGGAGAAGAGAGUGAGAGGUAGACCUCUGUGGUGUGGUUUAUCUCUCACGUGGAAGGAACUGUCACGGGGCACAAUACUUGGCUUCACGCUUUUGCGGUUACCCUGCCAAGAAUUGGACAGUCUAGUAAAACAAAAAAUAAAAUUCCUUGUGAUUAAAAAUCUGAAGGCUUUCCUGGAAUAUCACUACUUCCAUAAUAUCCUGUGUACAGCCGCCUUCUCCCCUUGGGAAAAAUCGGGAAAAGGGAGGGGGCGGCUUUACACAGGCUACUCCCAUGAUCACUUUUCUUUCGCCAAAAUCCCCUUUGUACCAUGGGAGUCAGAGGAGGGAGAUAUCACGUGAUAAUGUUCACCGUCUAAUUGACGCGCUCGGGGGCUCCGCUUUUCUCCAGAGUUUUACUGGCUCUAAUGGUUUCUUUGUUUUGUUUUGUUUUUUUUUAGUGGACCUAUCUAUAAACUUGUAACAACAAACUUGGGCGGUGAAAGAAGAUUUGCUGCGGCUGUGGCUCGACGGCUUCAGUCGUUAGGUAAUGUUUAA
Molecule: messenger RNA, 6355 nt
Organism: Porites lobata
Lineage: Eukaryota; Metazoa; Cnidaria; Anthozoa; Scleractinia; Poritidae
Source: the annotation of a GenBank genome assembly